GCUGGGCUGGAUCCGACCUUGUCUGAGGACCUCCUGCUGCAGGACCAGGGAAGGGGCUAAUAGGGCGGGGGUCUCUCUGGCUGCAGGACCAGGCAGGGGGCUAGUCUGACUGAAGCUUUCCUGCCACAGAGGAGGUUCUGGAUCGAGGGCUGCAGUGCCUUGUUAGCACCUAGCUGGUGUUGGGGGUUUCAGGCUCGCGUAUGGGGACCCAGGGGCUGCCCACCCAGGUCUGGCCUCUCAAGGCUCCUUUCUCCCUCCUCAGUUCAUCCCCCCGCUUCUCAUCACCAGGAGAUGCACCUCUGCAGGAGGUGGUGGCCAAGAGCAUUCUGGCAAUGGCACCAGGCACAUGAGCCCUACUGCUCCCCAGAGGUCUCUCCAGUUCCAGAACGUGGACACGUUUUUUCCCCACUGGUACAUGGACCUUGAACUCAGUUUGAAGGGAGAAAGGAGGAAAGACAGGAGUCAGGACCCAGUCGGAUCUGCUGUGGUAACCCAAGCAAGAAAAAAUACCAGCCCAGGCACAGGGGAUCCAUCACGAGGAGAGGCUCAUCAUGUUUGAGAGUUAUUUUUGGAGGACUUGAGUGCUUGGUUUGCCUGAAGAAUAUCAAGUGUCCACUCAGAAGAGAGAUUGGGACCCGCCAUGAAGGUUGUGCCCAGAGAGAGAGUGUCCCUGCAAGAUUAACCUUAAGAAAGUAGUUCUCAGACUCCAUAAGUGUUUGGGAGCAAUAGAAUUCUCAGAAGAGAUUGCCUGGGAAAUGAGAGAGUCAUUGAGGAGGACAUGGUUCCAGCAGCUGCAAGUUUUCAGGCCCUUUUGAGGCCCUGGCUCAGCCCCAGGCACUGCAUUCCUGUCCAGGAGUGGUUCCCCAACACCCUCUCUGGAGAGCUCAGGCCCUAAACAAAGCCCCAGCACCUGGACAACUGCAACAAAGAGAUGACACUGGUGGAAGAAGUUUCCCAAGCAUUUGAAGAGAAAGCCCUGCCUUCUGAGGACCUCUGCCCUCUUCACAACAGUCUCUUCAGGUAUGAGGAGGAAAUGGAAGCAUAUUCUCAGCCCAUCCCAUCCCAGGCACCUCUUAGCUUCGAGGAUGUGGCUGUGACCUUCACACAGGAGGAGUGGAGGCAACUGGAUCCAGCCCAGAGAACACUGUACCGUGAUGUGACACUGGAGACCUGUAGGCAUCUGGUCUCCCUGGAGUGCCAAGUCCUAUGUCUUUCCCCUGUGACCAGGCCUUCUGCUUUCCAAACCAGAUGUGAUCUCUCAGCUGGAGCAAGGAGAAGACCUAUGGAGGCCAGAGCAGGCACCUCCCCAAGAUGGGAAGGCUACACUAGAAAAGAAAGGGUCAGCUUCCGAAAAAGAUAACAUUGAAGAAGAGCCAUCCCACUACUUAGAAAUGAAAUGUUGCACUCAAGAGGAGUGCCCCUGGUCCGUGUCCUUAGGAAAAAU
Galeopterus variegatus (Sunda flying lemur) is the source of this 1444-nucleotide messenger RNA. RefSeq names its product zinc finger protein 544-like. NCBI's taxonomy places the organism in Eukaryota, Metazoa, Chordata, Mammalia, Dermoptera, Cynocephalidae. The coding region runs from base 932 to 1360 and encodes 142 amino acids. The transcript is spliced from 7 exons. Gene Ontology annotation, biological process: regulation of DNA-templated transcription. The record is from RefSeq and is a predicted model, not a curated record.